Molecule: messenger RNA, 2001 nt
Organism: Saprolegnia diclina VS20
Lineage: Eukaryota; Oomycota; Saprolegniomycetes; Saprolegniales; Saprolegniaceae
Product: AGC/PKA protein kinase
Exons: 9
Coding region: 1-1938 (645 amino acids)
Biological process (GO): peptidyl-serine phosphorylation; signal transduction
Cellular component (GO): cAMP-dependent protein kinase complex
Molecular function (GO): cGMP-dependent protein kinase activity; ATP binding; cAMP-dependent protein kinase activity
Source: RefSeq, a predicted model, not a curated record
AUGGGGUGCGCGAACUCGUCGACGCUUCAGGACACGGCGCAGUUUGACAACAUUGCAGCGGUCGAGGCGCCGACGUCCUCGGACGGCAAGGUGAGCCUCGCGAUGCGCGAGAAGCGCGAUGCGCAGCGCCGCGGCGACAUCUUUGCCGAGAGCAUCCAGUUUGACGACGAGUACCAACCAAAUACGGUGCCAAAACCCGAGGAAACUGCGUCGCUGAUCAAGGACGCCUUGUCUCGGAACGCGCUCAUGUCGAUCAUCAGCGCCAUGGACAUGGACGUCAUGGCCGGCUUCAUGGUGCGCAUGCACUUCCAGAAGGACGACACGGUCAUUCGCGAAGGCGAUUCGGGCGACUUCUUCUACGUCGUCGAGAGCGGUGUGUUUGACAUUUCCGUUGGAGGCGAAGUCGUCAUGACGGUCCGGUCCGGCGGCAGCUUCGGCGAGCUCGCCUUGCUCUACAACUGCCCGCGCUCGGCGACCAUCACGACCGUGGAAGCCGGUGAUCUCUGGGCGCUCGACCGCGUGACGUUUCGCUGGAUCGUCGCGCGCAACGCCGAGGACCAGCUCGACGAGUGUAAAAAAUUCUUGCGCCACGUUCCGCUGCUCCAGUCACUGACGCCGUCCAAGCGCGCGAUGCUUUUUGCCGCACUCACAACCGAGACCUUUGCGGACGGCACGUCCGUCAUUACCGAAGGCGAGCCCGGCACCAAGUUCUACAUCAUCAAGAACGGCCACGCGAUCGUGUCCAAGGCCAACGGCAACAACACGGCCGUCGAGAUCGCAAAGCUCUCGGUCGGCGACUACUUUGGCGAAAUGGCGCUGCUCAACGACGAGCCGCGCAAGGCCAACGUGACUGCGGGCGGCCUACUAGAGUGUUUUGUGCUCGAGCGCGCCAAGUUUGUCGAGCUCCUUGGGCCACUGCAAGACAUCUUGAACAAAGAGGCGGACGACCGCAAGGCCGAGCUCACGGCGCGCGACCGGGUCGAGUUUGCCGACCUCGAGAUCCUUCGCACGCUUGGCACGGGCACGUUUGGCCGCGUCAAGCUCGUGCGCCACAAGGGCACGGGCAUGGCGUACGCUAUGAAGGUGCUCCAGAAAAGCCAAGUCGUUGCGUACAAGCAGCAGCUCAAUAUUCUCAACGAAAAGAACCUCCUCGCCACCUGCAACCACCCGUUCAUUCUCAAGCUCUACCAAACGUUCAAGGACGAGCAAUGCCUCUACUUGCUCCUAGAGUUUGUGCAAGGCGGCGAGCUCUUUGCCUACUUGCACUGCAAUGAGCGACCGACGGGACGCAUUCCAAAUGACCAUGCUCGCUUUUACGCGUCGCACGUCGUGCUCGCGUUGGAGUACCUCCACGACCGCAUGAUCAUCUACCGCGACCUCAAACCCGAGAACCUCCUCAUUGACGAAGAAGGCUACAUCAAGGUGGUCGACUUUGGCUUUGCCAAGAUCUGCCAAGACCGUACGUACACGCUGUGCGGUACGCCCGAGUACCUCGCGCCCGAGCUCGUGCUCGGUAAAGGCCACAACAAGGGUGUCGACUACUGGGCGUACGGCGUGCUCAUCUACGAAAUGUGCGUCGGCGCAUCGCCCUUCUGCAACAAUCCGUCGGACCAAGUCCAGAUUUGCCGCAACAUCCUCAAGGAACCGCUGCGGUUUCCAUCGUGGGUCUCGGGCGCGUGCAAAGACCUCGUGUCCAAGCUCCUCGACCGCGAUGUCUCGAAGCGGCUUGGCUGCAACCACGGCGGCACACAUGCGAUUCGGACGCACCCUUGGUUCCACGGACUCGAGUGGGAAAAAAUUAUCAAAAAGAAGGAGCCCGCGCCGUGGCUGCCAACGCUCGCCGACCCGCUCGACGCGUCCAAGUUUGCGGUCGUCGAAGAGUGGGACGAGGUGGCGUCGUACGAGAACGAUGGGUCCAACUGGGACAAAGACUUUUAGGCGUCGCCGUCUUCUGUGGGUGCGUCACCCUACACACACGAACGAUAAUGAAGCUGCAUGUUG